Molecule: messenger RNA, 520 nt
Organism: Periophthalmus magnuspinnatus
Lineage: Eukaryota; Metazoa; Chordata; Actinopteri; Gobiiformes; Gobiidae
Gene: anapc11
Product: APC11 anaphase promoting complex subunit 11 homolog (yeast)
Exons: 3
Coding region: 197-451 (84 amino acids)
Biological process (GO): anaphase-promoting complex-dependent catabolic process; protein ubiquitination; positive regulation of mitotic metaphase/anaphase transition
Cellular component (GO): nucleus; anaphase-promoting complex
Molecular function (GO): cullin family protein binding; zinc ion binding; ubiquitin protein ligase activity
Source: RefSeq, a predicted model, not a curated record
UUUUCCCCAAAGAAGAAACUUAUGCAGACAGGCACAUUAUAUUUGAAACAUGAAAUUAUCUAAAAUCUCCCGGUAUUUUGAUUCAGUUCGUGCAACCUGGAAGUUUUAAAUUAACUGGUUGUACUUCGGUGGCUUUUAACUCGGCGAGGUAGGUAAACAAAGGCAAAAUAGAUUGGUCAGAUUUGGAUUAUACACAAUGAAGGUAAAGAUCCGGCAGUGGAACGGCGUGGCUUCGUGGUUGUGGGUGGCGAACGAUGAAAACUGUGGCAUUUGCAGGAUGCCUUUCAAUGGCUGCUGUCCUGACUGCAAAGUCCCUGGGGAUGACUGUCCGCUGGUCUGGGGUCAGUGCUCACACUGCUUCCACAUGCACUGUAUCCUGAAAUGGCUGAACUCACAACAGGUCCAGCAGCAGUGCCCUAUGUGCAGACAGGAGUGGAAAUUCAAAGAAUGAGGCAGAGAAGUGGACAUUUUGUUUUGUUUGUAAAUAUUAGUUUUUGUAUUUCAGUCUUUGCUUGUGUUU